GGAAGGCGGGACUGAGAGGUGAGGGGUCGGUAAAUAUUGGUGACGUCACGCCGCCAAGAUGGCGGAAGGGGAGGACGCGGGCUGGUGGCGGAGCUGGCUGCAGCAGAGUUACCAGGCCGUUAAGGAGAAGUCCACAGAAGCUUUAGAAUUCAUGAAACGGGACCUGGCUGAGUUCACUCAAGUUGUGCAGCAUGAUACAGCCUGCACGAUCGCUGCUACGGCCAGCGUGGUCAAGGACAAACUGGCAAGGACGGAAGCUUCUGGUGCAACUGAAAAGGUGAGGAAGGGGAUCUCUGACUUCCUGGGUGUCAUCUCAGACACUUUUGCUCCUUCACCAGACAAGACCAUCGACUGCGAUGUCAUAACGCUGAUGGCAACACCCACGGGUACCACAGAGCCCUAUGACAGUGCGAAGGCUCGCCUCUACAGCCUCCAGUCAGACCCAGCCACCUACUGCAACGAACCUGACGGCCCUGCUGAGCUUCUUGAAGCCUGGCUCUCCCAGUUUAGCCUGGAAGAGAAGAAAGGGGAGAUCGCAGAACUGCUGGCAACCAGCCCUUCCAUCCGGGCCCUCUACACUAAAAUGGUCCCUGCGGCUGUGUCCCACUUGGAGUUCUGGCAGCGCUACUUCUACAAAGUGCAUCGCCUGGAGCAGGAUGAAGUCCGGAGGGAGGCCCUGAAGCAGCGCGCGGAGCAGAGCAUUCACCAAGAGGAGCCAGGCUGGGAAGAGGAUGAAGAGGAGUUCUUGGGGAUGUCACCCCUGCCUUGUGCGAACGUGAAAUUUCCACAAGCAGCAGAGAAAGCAUCUGCUCCUGCAGCCCUGGAGGGGAGCCACCCCUCUGUUCACAAGGAACCCUCGGAGGAAAGCUGGGCCAUCCUCCCUCCUGAGCUGGCCCCAGCAGAGGGGAGCCCCUCCGAGAGCAGCGAGAGCGUUUCCCUCGUGACUCAGAUUGCAAACCCUGCCUCUGUGCCUGCCGUGCAGCUACAGACUGGAGUGCAGCCAUCUGGGGACAGAGUGCUCUCCCAGAGGCUGCUGGAGGCCACCUCAGAGGAGCAGAACCCGCUGCCAAAGCCCCCCGAACCGGGGCGUCCCUCUGCGCAGCAGCCAGCAGCGCGCUCAGAGCAGCCGGCUGUGAGUGGGGCCAAAGAGGUGGAGAGCAAAGCCCAAGGCAGGACAGAGACUCUGAAAGAGGAAGGACCAGCAGAUCUGCGGAUCUUUGAGCUGAACUCUGACAGUGGGAAGUCCACCCCUUCCAACAACGGCAAGAAAGGUUCCAGCACUGAUAUCAGCGAGGACUGGGAGAAGGACUUUGAUUUGGAUAUGACUGAAGAGGAGGUGCAGCUGGCGUUGUCCAAGGUGGAGGUGUCUGGGGAGCUGGAAGAUGAAGAGUGGGAAGACUGGGAAUAAAGCAACGGCUUCCAGCUUAUCACAGGCUCAUUUCCACCAUCGAAUGUGAAUUAAAUCACGGACCGGCUAUUCCUUUGUGUGUAACUGUGCUGGGGAUUGCAGCUCCUGGCUGAAGGAGUUUUACUCCUGCUAAAUCCUGUGGGCAACUCAAACGACCCCUUCAGACCCAGAGGAGGGGGGAAGAAGUGGGAAUUUGCUCGUACACUUUAAGCUGCGGGGGAGCUCAUCUUCUGAGGAGGUCCGAGAGAGUGGCGAGGCCAAAACUGACAGCCCCAAAAGCAUCAGGUGGAGGCAGAUGCAAUGCAGUGAGGGGCUGAGUGGGCACUUGGGCAGCUGGCAGGAUUGCUUGGUGCUGUCAGACUGCCUGUUGGGUGAUGGUGUGUGUGUGUGUUUAAUCUGUGUGCAGCAGCUCAGAGGUUCCCAGGUGCUGCUCCUGCUCGCUCUCUGAGCUGCUGGCUCAUCGCCCCCGUUGUGGGGAGCGGCUGGGGCUGGAGGUACUGCAGCAGAAGUGUCUGCUGUCAACUCACUGCUGCAAAGGAAAGCAGUUGGCUUUUGGCUUUGGCCUGAAGCUGGGCCGCGCUGGAAGGAGCUAAACUCCCUGCCAAACCCUUAGCUUCUGCCUGGCUUUUUGUCUUGGAAGCUUCUUCUAAUGGAAACUCCUGUCUCCUGCAGCAAGAGCAAUGGCUCCUCUAAGAGCCAAGGCUUGAUGUUGUGCUCUUUGCAGCUAAAACAGCUGCACUGCCUUUCUCUACUGCGUUUUGUGUACUUCUAUUAAACUCUCCAAGCAGAGUGCUUGUGGCUUGCUCUUUCCUGAGCCCUUCCUGGGUGGGCGGUGCUUUGGGUCAGCCUGGAGCAGCACCCUGCUGCACCGGUGCCCUUAGCAGAGCUGCAGCCACCCCUUUGUCUGCCCCACAGGCCGCCCUCUGCUCAUUUGGUUUCCUUCACUUGAGCCCCUGCGACUGCUUGCAAUGCUUCCUUCAGCCCCAGCGCCCCUUUCCAGGGCAGUUCCCUCUUAAGGUCAGGAGAUGCUCCUCACUGGAAGUCAGGAACAGGAGGUUCCCUAAGGGGGCGGAGCUGUGCUUGGCCUUUUGGGAGGUGGUUUCAUACCUGCUACCUUUGUUCUUCUGCCCCUUCCUUGGCUGCUUCAUUUGAGCUGUGGUUUCCUCAUUUCUAGUUGCAUUAGUGUAGGUGCUCUUGGAAAACUUGAUAUUGUUCUCCCCACGUUUGGGGACAUUCAAACGCGGCCGCCGAUGCGUGGGUUGGCGGCAGCACCGACUUGAGGCCCUUACAUGAGAGCUGCUUGUGCUGCAGAACCCACGAGGAGCAGGGACUGAAUGCAGCUCAGCUCCCACAGCGUCCAGCAGAGCCUCUACAACCUGCACAGCCUCACCUGUGGGCUGCGUUUGGCUCCAGCAGAAAAACCUGUUGUGAGCAAAUGCCGGGCAGCCGUGGGGCAGCUCCUGCUGUGGGGCUGCUGCCGGGGCGGGCGCUCAGGGCUGCGCUCCCUGGGUCUGUGAGUCAGGCUGGAUGCAGAGCUCUGGGGCUGCGCUGCCCUUGCGUGUCUCUUUCCUUUAGUCAAAUUAACCAUUUGGUUGUCUGUGCAAUAUUCUCUGUUUGGAACUAUUCCACAUCUCCCUGAGCCUUUUCUAGCUGGGGUGAAAAACCAGGAACAAUUCUAACAGCUGGUAGUUUUGUAACAAUGACUUUCUCCAAACCUUUUACAGACUUGCAGUUAACAGCAAUUAAAAGAAUUCAGCAGUC
Molecule: messenger RNA, 3169 nt
Organism: Tympanuchus pallidicinctus (lesser prairie-chicken)
Lineage: Eukaryota; Metazoa; Chordata; Aves; Galliformes; Phasianidae
Gene: BSDC1
Product: BSD domain containing 1
Exons: 11
Coding region: 59-1408 (449 amino acids)
Cellular component (GO): cytoplasm
Source: RefSeq, a predicted model, not a curated record